GCAUACUUGCAAAAUAAUCGUUUAGUGUCUGAUUUAGCUGAAUCAAGUCAAAUUAUGAAACACGUUGAAAUGUAUGUUUGUCUCUUUAACUUGCUUGGGAUCUCAGUUGUUGUAACUUACGAUAUAUCUAAAGUAUCAGCUGAUUACGUAUUCAAGUUGUCUGAUAAUGAGAAAACGCUUGUUAAAAAUAGAUUUAAAGAUGAUGACAUUUCUACUUCUUCCGCACAACCGCACUUUCUGAAAGAUCUGACCACUGUGAUGAUUGACUCUAAUAUGGUCAGUAAGACAGCCUUAAGUCGAAGUACACAGCUGCUUAGCCACAGUGGUCUAAAGCAACAGACUCAAUUCUUUAUGACAACUUCUGCUGGUCUGUUACAAAAUCGCAGAAGACCAAUGCUGGAAUCAUUGUUAUUGAACAAUACAGGAGUGUCGAGUUCUAGAGUUUCAAUACAACUGUCGAAGAGUCGAGAUGUUUCUCGAACGAGUCCCAGUGAGUCGAUUUCAGUUUCAAAUCCAGUAAUUGCUUCAACAUCAGAACUUCCAACAUCCGUUCUAAAGACUCGUGAGCAACCAAAUCAAAUCGUCCCAUUAUCAAAUUUAUUCACUAAUAACAAUACACCGUUCCCAAGUCUUCCUACACGGUUGACAAGUUCUACAGAGGAUAUUACCCGGAUUUGGAAGGACAUGAAUAAAGAAGUCCGCCAUCUUGUGAACUCUUUGAUGAAAGAGAACCUACCGACUCUAAUACGAUACAGUUAUGAGAGUCAGAUUUCUAGUUCAUGUAACAGUGCUCUUCUCCGAUUACUGUUUGCUCUCAGACGACUAGAACCAUGGGCCAUGGAAUUAAUUGAUGCUUCUGGAAAACUACCUGAUGGUGUUAUGAGAGGAACGUUGGCCGCUUUUGGGAGCUACGACAAUUGUUUAGAGAUAAAGGAGACCAUCUCACUUGAAAGAAAAUCGGACAUUAUAACAGGAAAGUACUGUACAGUAAAAAUACGUCCACCACUUCCGAAAAAACCUAAAGUUAUCAAAAAUGGAGACAUUAUAAUUGAUCCGGGUAUUUUUUCUGAAAAGUCGGUUACAAACAUACUUGCCUCUCGUUCCUUCUUCUUUUACUUCGUCUGGUAUCGAGUUGGUAUGUGUGUACCGUCUGCCUGUUCGCGCGAAGACGUCGAAGGAUUGGUAAAAUCAGCGCUAAAAAAGAGCCAUCUAGUGGUAGAAGUUCCAAAUUGCGAGAUGAAGGUUGCUGAACCCAUAACAACUACACAAAUUACCAUUAUUUCUUUACUCUCAGUAGUGGUUAUUCUGGUGGUUACUGGUACUUCGGUUGAUAUUUCAUCUUGUUGGAUAACAGAUUCAGGAAAACAGCCUAAAAGAGGUUUCGCUACAAAAGCCUUGCUGUGUUUCUCUUUGGUCAAAAAUUGGAACAAACUGAUGGACACAAGAGCUAACCAGCAGAUGGAAACACUGAACGGAAUGAAGAUGUUUAGCAUGUUGUGGGUCAUCCUGGGUCAUACUUAUUAUUUCGUAGAACUAUUUUCCGCACGGGAUAUUUACAAAUCUUUCUUCUCUAUGAACAACGUGCCAUUCCAGAUUAUUUUGAACGCCUGGCUUGCAGUGGACACGUUCUUUUUCCUUGGAGGCUUGGUCAUGACAUAUGGAGUCCUAAAAAAGAUGAAAAAAUCUGGAGGACAGUUGAACUUACUUAUUGAAAUAUUGCACCGUUAUUUAAGGCUGACACCCACAAUUUUGUUUGUUUUGGGUAUUUUAUUCCUCGAACCUUUGGCUGCUUCUGGGCCCUUCUGGAAGGAAAAGAUAAUGAAAGAAGUUACAAAUUGUCAAUUGAAUUGGUGGAGAAUCUUGGUUUAUGUAAUCAACUGGACAGACUACAAAGAUAUGUGUUUACCACAUUUAUGGUACCUCAGUGUUGAUAUGCAACUGUUCAUACCAAUGUUAGUGGUAGCAUGGCUUUUAUACAAGUGGCCAAAGAUGGGACUGCUGUUAACAUGCAUAAUAAUUGUAGGAUCGGCAACAGCUGUUGGAAUUAUAACUUAUCUUGAGGACUUUUAUCCCACCAUAGUUUUGUUGUCACCUGAUCAAGAGUUUUCUAAAAAAAUCGCAACAUACAUCUAUUUGAGACCGUACACACAUCUUGGACCAUAUGCAGUGGGUGUUAUUGUUGGUUACAUGUUAGUAAAUCACGGGAAUGUAGUUCUUCCCAGGUUUGCCAAGUUGAUUGGGUGGAUGCUUAGUGUUAGCUUUAACCUGGCGGUGCUAUUGCUAACGUACCCUUGGAAUAACGGAACUGUCCCUGGUGUCUCAGUUUCAGUUGCGUAUGCUUCGAUCCAUAGAAUUAUUUGGGCAACUGGACUUGGAUGGACAAGUUUUAUGUCCGUAGUUGAUCAAGCAAAUCCAGUAAAGAUGAUACUCUCGUGGAAAGGGUUUGUACCAAUCAGUCGCCUCAGCUACUCUCUUUAUGUGGUUCACCUGUUGGUGAUCUGGUUGCGAGUGUGGACCUUCAGAGAACGGGUGGUUUUCCACCACUAUGACCUGUUGUACCAGUUUUUUGGCCACCUAGUGGUCAGCAUUGGAGCGGCUUGCGUGUGCUACCUACUUGUGGAAGCGCCAUUUGCCAGUCUAGAAUGUUUUCUACUUUCUCGAUGGCAGAGCAGGGUCACAGAAAAACCUAAGUGUGGCCAGAUGAUGAAUGAACCAUCACUUAAGGUUUUACAAGAGACAGUUGUCGAAGAUGAAACCGUUUCGACAAAGAGGAACAUUGUAGUUAACAAUGGAAAUAUCCAGAGCUCUUGUGGAACAUAUAACAACGGUCAAGCCAGCAGUCAAAAUGAAGGAUAUGACAAUUACAGUUUCACAAGUCGGCUUUAGUUUCAAUACAAAAUAUAAGUAGUUCCAGCUUUUCUUUAUAUGGUAGCGAAUUCAAAGCACUAGGAUAAUAUGUCAAACUUCAAUUUAAAAAAGUUAAAUCAUUUGGUGUUUGUUUAAUCAUUGAUAGGUCCUUUGUAACAAAACAGGGUUUUAAAUAUUACAUAUAAAAGCCAUUAACGAUUAUAAAUCCUCUGUAUUGUAAACAUUGUACUUCUGUCUGCAGAAUUACAU
Molecule: messenger RNA, 3117 nt
Organism: Limulus polyphemus (Atlantic horseshoe crab)
Lineage: Eukaryota; Metazoa; Arthropoda; Merostomata; Xiphosura; Limulidae
Product: nose resistant to fluoxetine protein 6-like
Exons: 15
Coding region: 55-2886 (943 amino acids)
Molecular function (GO): acyltransferase activity, transferring groups other than amino-acyl groups
Source: RefSeq, a predicted model, not a curated record